Messenger RNA from Notolabrus celidotus (New Zealand spotty), 1623 nucleotides. Its product is annotated as E3 ubiquitin-protein ligase TRIM39-like. Gene Ontology annotation, molecular function: protein binding; zinc ion binding. The record is from RefSeq and is a predicted model, not a curated record. The transcript has a single exon. Lineage: Eukaryota; Metazoa; Chordata; Actinopteri; Labriformes; Labridae. Bases 1 to 1623 code for a protein of 540 amino acids.
AUGUUAGCCGCCAGCUGUCUGCUGUCCCAAGACCAGUUUCUGUGCUCCAUCUGCCUGGAUGUGUUCACUUCCCCCGUCACCAUACCCUGUGGACACAACUUCUGCAAAAGUUGCAUCACUGCAGACUGGAGGAUCAACAGGAAAUGCAAGUGCCCUUGUUGUAAGAGGCUUUUUGACUUGAUACCUGAGCUUCAUGUCAAUAUCUUUAUAGCUGAAAUGGCUGCUCAGUUCAAACAAGCAGCGGUAAAGGACGUCUCAGAGAUCGCCAAACCAGGAGAGGUUUCCUGUGACUUCUGUACCGGGGUCAGACUGAAAGCCCUGAAGUCCUGUCUGGUGUGUCAGGCCUCGUACUGUGAGAUUCACCUACAGCGGCAUCAGAAAGUGUCAGGAUUGUUAAGACAUAAGCUUGUUGUGCCGCUGGAUAACCUUGAAGACAGAAUAUGUUCAAAGCAUGGUGAACUCAAGGAGCUGUACUGCAAGACGGACCAGAUAUGUUUGUGUCAUUUUUGUUCAGAGACAGACCAUGAGUCCCAUGAUGUUGUUCCUCUGAUGGAAGCGAGCAAAGGAAAGAAGGCAGAGCUGGGGAAAAUGAAGGUGGAGAUUCAUGAGAUGGUGCAGGAGCGAAAGCUGAAGAUACAAGAGCUCAGACAGUCAGAGAAGCUCAGCAGGGAAGCUGCAGACAGACAGAUAGCAGACGGCUUGCAGAUCUUCACUGCUCUGACACAGUUUGUGGAGACAGGUAUGAGUGAGUUAACUGAACAGAUCACACAGAAGCAGAAAACAACAGCUGAACAAGCAGAGGACUUCAUCACAGAGCUGACUCAGGAGAUCUCUGAGUUGGUGAACAGAAAUGUGGAGGUGGAGCAGCUCUCAUGCUCAGAGGACCACCUCAGACUCCUCCAAAGUUUGUCACCCCUGAAGGCCUCAUUACCCACCAAGAAUUGGACAGAUAUCAGCCUCCGUCAGCCUUCAUAUGAAGGAACUGUGGCAAGAGCUUUGGCUCAGCUGAAGGAAUCACUCAGCCAAAGGGUGGAGGAGCUUCUUAAAGCCGAACUGAAGAGAGUGCAGCAGUAUGCAGUGGAUGUGACUCUUGAUCCUGACACAGCACAUCCUAAACUUAUUCUGUCUGAUGAUGGAAAACAAGUGAACCACAGCAAUGUUGUGAGGAAUCUCCCAGACAAUCCAGAGAGAUUUUCAUUCUGUGUGGUUGUACUGGCGAACCAGAGUUUCUCCACUGGAAGGUCCUACUAUGAGGUGGAGGUUAAAGGGAAAACAAAGUGGGAUUUAGGAGUCAUCAGUGUGUCAGCCAACAGGAAAGGACAGGUCAUAUCAUGUCCUGAAGCUGGUUACUGGACUCUGCAGCUGAGGAAUGGAAAUGAGUACGUCGCUCUAGCUGACCCCGAUGUCCUCCUCUCCGUGAAGUCUCAGCCUCAGAGGGUGGGCGUGUUCGUCGAUUACGAGGAGGGGCUGGUCUCUUUUUAUAAUGUUGAUUCUGCAGAUAUUAUAUUCUCCUUCACUGGCUGCUUCUUCACUGAAAACCUCUGCCCGUUCUUCAGCCCCUGUUUUAAUGAUGGUGGUGGCAACUCUGCACCUCUGAGGAUCUCUGUUGUUCAUGAAACCUGA